AUGGCCGCUAACAUGGGCAUGCGCGUCUUGAACGCGCCGCAUGCCGUUCCAGCCCUGCGUCGUGCCCAGCGCUGGCGCACUUGGAAGCAGACUGUUCAGGUCCACCGCCUUCGCCUGGCUACCACAGCCAGCUGCAACGCCGCAGCCGCCCCGCGGUUUGUCUUUGACCAACCCAGCAACACCAAGUCGACCACGGGCAUUGUACCCAAGCCGACCUUGGCCGACCGUGCUCAGGAAUACUGGCGCCGGAGAAAAGACCCGGAACUCGAGGAAGCGGCUCGCCGCCUCGACCUGCGAGUCCCUCUCACCAAUGUUGCCACCUUGAGUGACCAGCACUUCUUGGCCUACAACGGCCACUUGCGCCUGCGCAACAUGGCCUUCAACUAUCACAUCUUUGAUGAUGUCUUUGGCAAGGUCUUUGUCCCAAAGAAGAACUUUGCCGUCUCCUGGGCUGAUACUUACACAUAUCGCGGGAACCUAGUUGCGCCCAACGAUACACUGGUGGCACCGGCCUUUCACUUUGAGCCCGAAGCCAACGUGCAGUACACGGUUGCCCUCUUGGAUGCUGACGGCCGUCUUGACGGGUCCGAGGGACAGGUUGCGCACGCGCUGACCUGCAACUUGACGGGGCCCACCGCCUCUGGCGAUGAGGUUCUGCCCUACAUGCCACUGACCCCAUUCCAGGGCUCGGGAUACCACCGCGUGGUUGCCGUUCUCCUGCAGCAGUCAGGUGCUCUGGAUGCGGCCGCUCUCCGCGAUAGCUUGCCCGCAGUCUCGUCGCAGAACCCCUUGAGCAACCGCUACAUGAAGCUUCAGGAUUGGGCCCGCCAGCAUAACCUGCAGCCCGUGGCAUUUUCCUUCUCGCAGGCUCAGCACGAUGCCAGUGUGACCAGCACGCUGGCAUCCGCUGGCUUUCACCAAGAACCCAGCUUUGCAUAG
Molecule: messenger RNA, 939 nt
Organism: Monosiga brevicollis MX1
Lineage: Eukaryota; Choanoflagellata; Craspedida; Salpingoecidae
Exons: 6
Coding region: 1-939 (312 amino acids)
Source: RefSeq, a predicted model, not a curated record